GUCCGGCUGGCCCCCGAGCGAGAGUUCAUCAAGUCGCUGAUGGCCAUCGGGAAGCGGCUGACCACGCUGCCCACCAAGGAGCAGAAGACGCAGAGACUGAUCUCCGAGCUCUCCCUGCUCAACCACAAGCUUCCCGCCCGGGUCUGGCUGCCUUCCGCCGGCUUCGAGCACCACGUGGUGCGGGUGCCCCACACCCAGGCGGUGGUCCUCAACUCCAAAGACAAGGCUCCCUACCUGAUCUACGUGGAGGUGCUUGAAUGCGAGAACUUCGACACCACCAACGUCCCGGCCCGGAUCCCCGAGAACCGGAUCCGCAGCACCCGCUCGGUGGAGAACCUGCCCGGCUGCGGCAUCACCUACGAGCAGCGCGCCAGCAGCUUCACCACCGUGCCCAACUACGACAACGACGACGAGGCCUGGUCUGUGGACGACAUUGGGGAGCUGCAGGUGGAGCUGCCCGAGAUACACACCAGCAGCUGCGACAACAUCUCGCAGUUCUCCGUGGACAGCAUCACCAGCCAGGAGAGCAAGGAACCGGUGUUCAUCGCUGCAGGGGACAUCAGGCGGCGUCUCUCCGAGCAGCUGGCCCACACCCCCACCUCCUUCAAGCGGGACCCCGAGGACCCCUCAGCCGUCGCCCUGAAGGAGCCCUGGCAGGAGAAAGUGAGGAGGAUCCGAGAGGGCUCCCCUUACGGCCACCUGCCCAACUGGCGGCUCCUCUCCAUGAUCGUCAAGUGUGGGGACGACCUCCGGCAGGAGCUGCUGGCCUUCCAGGUGCUCAAGCAGCUGCAGGCCAUCUGGGAGCAGGAGCGGGUCCCCCUGUGGAUCAAGCCCUACAAAAUCCUGGUCAUCUCGGCUGACAGCGGCAUGAUCGAGCCGGUGGUCAACGCCGUCUCCAUCCACCAGGUGAAGAAGCAGUCCCUGCUCUCCCUGUUGGACUUCUUCCUGCAGGAGCACGGCCAGUUCACCUCCGAGGGCUUCCUCACCGCCCAGCGCAACUUCGUGCAGAGCUGCGCCGGCUACUGCCUGGUCUGCUACCUGCUGCAGGUGAAGGACAGGCACAAUGGCAACAUCCUGCUGGACGCCUACGGCCACAUCAUCCACAUCGACUUUGGCUUUAUCCUGUCCAGCUCCCCCCGGAAUCUGGGUUUCGAAACCUCGGCCUUCAAGCUGACCGCCGAGUUUGUGGACGUGAUGGGCGGCAUCGGGGGAGACAUGUUCAACUACUACAAGAUGCUGAUGCUGCAGGGCCUGAUCGCCGCCCGGAAGCACAUGGACAAGGUGGUGCAGAUCGUGGAGAUCAUGCAGCAAGGCUCCCAGCUGCCCUGCUUCCACGGCUCCAGCACCAUCCGGAACCUGAAGGAGCGCUUCCACAUGAACAUGACGGAGGAGCAGCUGCAGGUGCUGAUCGAGCAGCUGGUGGACGGCAGCAUGCGGUCCCUCACCACCAAGCUCUACGACGGGUUCCAGUACCUCACCAACGGCAUCAUGUGA
This is a messenger RNA of Protobothrops mucrosquamatus (brown spotted pit viper), 1494 nucleotides long. It is a transcript of the gene PI4KB, whose product is annotated as phosphatidylinositol 4-kinase beta. Gene Ontology annotation, molecular function: 1-phosphatidylinositol 4-kinase activity. Gene Ontology annotation, biological process: phosphatidylinositol-mediated signaling; phosphatidylinositol phosphate biosynthetic process. The coding region runs from base 40 to 1494 and encodes 484 amino acids. NCBI's taxonomy places the organism in Eukaryota, Metazoa, Chordata, Lepidosauria, Squamata, Viperidae. The record is from RefSeq and is a predicted model, not a curated record. Gene Ontology annotation, cellular component: cytoplasm; membrane. The transcript is spliced from 9 exons.